GUGUGUGCAAACUUCAAUGGCGACCAGUUCAUUACUCUCAGCUGUCACAAGAAGGCUAGAGGGAAAAGUGGCAUUAAUAACCGGAGGAGCCAGCGGCAUCGGUGAAUGCACCGCCAAAGUCUUCGCCCAUCAUGGAGCCAAAGUCGUAAUCGCCGACAUCCAAGAUGAUCUGGGCCAUGCAGUCAUCGAGGCUUUGGGGCCAUCAAACUCCCUCUACGUCCACUGCGAUGUCACCGACGAAUCCCACAUAAAAAACGCAGUGGAGAAAGCCGUCGCAUCCUAUGGAAAGCUCGACAUAAUGUUCAACAAUGCCGGCAUAGCUGACGAAAACAAGGCACGCAUCAUCGACAACGAAAAGUCAGAUUUCGAGCGCGUUCUCAGCGUCAACGUCACUGGCGUCUUCCUUGGCAUUAAGCAUGCAUCUCAGGCCAUGAUUCCGGCCCGUACCGGCAGCAUUAUAUCAACGGCUAGCAUAAGCUCGUACGUAGGAGGUGCAGCUUCACAUGCGUAUGCUUGCUCAAAGCACGCAGUCUUGGGGCUUACGAAAAAUGCGGCGGUUGAGCUUGGGCAAUUUGGCAUUAGGGUUAAUUGCUUAUCUCCCUAUGCUCUUGCAACGCCUUUAGCAAGGAAAUUUGUUGGGCUUGAUGAUGAGGGGUUUGAGAAUGUGAUGAACUCACUUGCUAACCUGAAGGGUGUGACCCUUAAAGCAGAAGAUGUUGCCAAUGCUGCUCUUUAUUUAGCUAGCAGUGAAUCCAAGUAUGUGAGUGGACACAAUCUCCUCAUAGAUGGCGGCUUCAGCAUUCUUAAUUCUGCUUUUCAGAUGUUUCAGUACCCAGAUUCUUGAUCUAUCUUUGUUAAUGUGUUUUUCGUUUGAGAAUGUAU
Corylus avellana is the source of this 882-nucleotide messenger RNA. RefSeq names its product secoisolariciresinol dehydrogenase-like. Gene Ontology annotation, molecular function: oxidoreductase activity. Lineage: Eukaryota; Viridiplantae; Streptophyta; Magnoliopsida; Fagales; Betulaceae. The record is from RefSeq and is a predicted model, not a curated record.